GAAACUACAUAUCCAAUGAUUCUUUCGAAACGCAUGCGCACAUGGGAACAGGAAGAAGGUUGUUUACUAGCAACUGUCGCUGAGGAGGGAAAUGUUUAUGUGAAACGAUUGAACCAUGUCUGCAUUUGCUGACGAAACGGCGGGCGAUGUGCCCGUUAAAGACAUCACCCUAAAUCUCACUCAGGUUGGAGUGGGAUUACCAGAGUCGCUGAUGGCCCAGAAUGCCCGUGCAAGGCAGGCGAUCUCACGGGUGAGCAGGGAGGAGCUGGAAGACCGGUUCCUACGGCUCCAUGAGGAAAACCUGCUCCUCAAACAACACACCCACAAACAGGAAGACAAAAUCAAGAGGAUGGCCACGAAGCUGGUGCGCUUGGUGAAGGACCGUCGGCGGGUGGAGCAGGUGGCUGCAGGCGGGGUGCGUCCAGGAGGCAGGGACGUGGAGUUAGAGGAGAUGAUGGAGGAGCUGCAGGAGAAGGUCCAGGAGUUGCAGAUGCAGAAUGAGGGCCUGAAGCAGCGUCUGCUGGCCGCCAAACAGCAACUGCAGACGCAGAGCAAACGACCCACCCCCUACGGCCAUGUCCAAUCACGCGUCAACACGGGUCUGCGGAGGCUAAGGGAGGACACGGUCACACUAACUCAGCUAACCCCUACUGCCCCCAGAGGACCCAUGAGUGUGGAGGUGGAGGUGAGUGGCAGGCCACCCCAGGGUCUACUGCCCAGAUACGGACACAGUCUGCUGGACGACGCCAGAGCUGAGAUCUGUAACCUUGAGAAUGUGAUCGAGACUCAACGGUCUCACAUAGAGGAGAUGGACAGAGCAGCAGAGCUGCUGAGAGACCAGCUGAGGAGGAAGGAGAGGGAGUUUGAGGAAUCACUCCUCCACCUGAGAGAGCAGCAGACCACUGGACAGAGGUCUACUAUCAAGGACAACGUGGAGAUGAUCCGGCUGCAGAAGCAGCUGGUUGAGAAGGGCAACGCGUUCACUGUGCUCGAGGGCAGAUUCCUCCAACUCCAAGAGAGUCAGAGGACCAUGAAGGCCAGUCAUGAAGCUGUGAUGGCCAAGAUGGACGAGCUAACGGGCCAUCUGAAAGACGAGCGACUGAGGAGUCUGGACCUGGAGAGCCAUCUACAGGCCAACUCAUUCUCACAGAGAAGGACAGAGGAGUUGCAGGAGCGAAUCCAUGACCUGGAGAAGGAGAGAGAGCUGCUAAAGGAGAACUGUGAUAAACUAAUUAACAGUGCUUUUGACGUAACCCAGGAACAGAAAUAUAGGACGCGAGAGCAGCAGCUGAAACUACAAAUAGCCCAGCUAGAGGUGGCACUGAAGUCUGACCUGACAGACAAAAACGAGAUUCUGGACAAGAUCAAGGUUGAAAGAGAUAUGAAUGAAAAAUGUAUUCAAGAAAAUAAAGAGAUUCAGCUUCGGUUCCUGGAGCAAAAGCAGCAGUUGGAUGAAAUAAAGGAUCGAAUGAAGUUCUACACCAAGGAGAGUGAGAUCGAUGUGGCUGAACUCAGUGAGGCAAUGAUGCUAGUCAAGGUGCGUAAGUCCCAGAGGAGUGGUGAGCUGGGCUUCCUGGAGCAGGUGGAGGAGGAGGUGCGUGGUGCCACUGAGCGCUCCAUGAGGGAGCUACAGGCCACGCACACUGAGACCAUCCAGGAGCUGGAGAAGACCAGGAACAUGCUCAUCGUCCAGCACAAGAUCAACAAGGACUACCAGGCGGAAGUUGAAGCGGUGACACGUAAGAUGGAUGACUCCAAACUGGAGUACGAGCUGAAGUUGGAACGUCUUGCCCAGCUGCUGGACAUGAGGGCUGCCAAGAUCAACAAACUAGAGGCCAAACUGAAAGACAUUGCCUACGGCACCAAAGGCCACGUUUUCAAACCCAACAUCACCGACGACGACGUGGCCAACGAGUUUGACGAGACCAUUCACCUGGAGCGAGGAGAGAACCUCCUGGAAAUCCACAUUGGCACCGCAACCCUUUCCCCAGUAGCCCUGGAGAUGCUGAGCGACCGCGAGCCCUCCACCUUCUGCACCUAUGCCUUCUACGACUUUGAGCUGCAGGCCACGCCUGUGGUCAGGGGCGCCUGGCCGGCAUACGACUUCACAUCCCAGUAUGUGGUGAGGGUGGACGACCUCUUCCUGCAAUACCUCCACACGGGUUCGGUCACGCUGGAGCUGCAGCUGGCCCGGGGUAUGGACUUCACGACGGUGGCCGCAGGGCAGCUCAGGCUAACGCAACUACUGGAGAAUAACGGCAAAGCCCAUGGGACCGUACAGCUGGUUGGUGUGGCUGGCGAGGUGCAGUCGUUUGGCUCUGUGGAGUACUGGGUGAGGCUGCGGGUGCCCAUGGAGCAGGCUAUCCGGCUGUACAAGGAGAGGGUGAAAGCCCUGGGCUACCUCAGAUCUGCUCUCAAUCAUGAACAGCAGCCGUCCACCUCAACCCUAACCCCCCAGUCAGUAUCAGCCGACGGAGGCCUGAACCUGAACGAGCUCAACGUCACCAUCCGCUGCUGCAGCAACCUAACGUCCCACCACUGCCAGCGUCAGGGCAACCCACCCAACCCCUACGUGGUCUACCAGUUCUAUGACUUCCCAGACCACGACACCUGUAUCGUGGCCGACUGCAGCGAGCCCCAGUUUGAGGACCACAUGUCCUUCCCCGUGGCCAUGGAGGCAGAGCUGGACAGCUACCUGAAGGCGGGGGCUCUGCUGCUCUACGUGUUCGAUGACCAGGACACCCAGAGUGAGAUGUACCUGGGCAAGGCCAGGGUUCCUCUCCUGUCUCUGGCCCACGACAAGGCCAUCACUGGUACAUUUGAGCUGACUGACCCAUCCGGCCUCCCAAGUGGCCAUAUUGACGUGACGCUGAAGUGGAAGUUCACCUAUCUCCCUCCUCCCGGCUCCACCAUGACUGUAGAACAGGCCAAGUUUGUACCCAAAGAGAGGGCAGUGAAUCUAACGACACAAAUGGAAGAGGAGAUGGAGGAAAAGGAGAAGAGGAUGGUGGUGAAAGAAGAGAAAUGGGCCAAAGCUCUUCCUCCUCUUCCUGCUUGUUCCACUGCGUCAGAGGUACCUUUACCUACACCUAGACUACAGACCUUGGUGAAAGAGAAAACGGCAAGCAAAAAAGUCUCAUUCGUGGACGUCACAGCUCCUGAAAAUGUUUCACGUCCCUCCAAUGUGCCUGGAACAGAUAAAAGGGAAGGCUCAGAACUACCACCCCUAACAAAGGUUGUCUCAGUGUCACAGGUAGCACCAGUACCAGCUCUGCCUCAGAGCACCACAGAGGAAGAAGAUGAUGAGGAAGAGUCUCCCUUCUCUGAGGGUCAGGUCAUCGCAGCCAGAUCUCAGUCCACCUCGGACGAAUCAGAAAUGUCAGAAGAGAUUCUCGAACAGAUAGAAGAGGAGGCCCCAGCGGCAGAGGAUGAGGAUCAGACUGAAUCGAUCCUCUCAGACAGUGAUGACUGCAUUGUUCCUGGCCAGUCCUCCAUGGGACGGAAGCGUUCUGAACGUGUGCGUGUGGAGAUCGUGUCUCUGACACUGAGGCCUGAGUCUCAGGCGGCAGCAGACAGCAGCGUGGUCAGGCUGUUUGUAGAGUACUCCCUGUUGGACAUGCCCUCUGAGGAGACCCCUCUGUCCCUGCCCAAGCCCCCACCUGGCAAGACCAGCCACUACAACUACAGCAAUGUGAUUAAUGUGGACAUAAAGAAUAACAAGACCAGACGGGAGAUUCUGAGGGGGGUACUAGAGGGACGCAACCCACAAAUGGAAAGUAUCAGGUUCACAGUGGUGAGUGAGCCGCCAGAGGAGGAGGAGCAGGAGAAGGAGUGUGAGGAUGUGGGCGUGGCCUACUUUAGGAUCCCUCAAAUCCUGGAGCAACAGCAGGACUUGAUUGAGACCAGCCUGAACAUUGUCGAUGUGCAGGACAGCAGUGUGGUGAUGGGUAGUCUGUGUGUGUCUGUAGAGGGAUUGGAAGCCCUACAGUCUAUCAUGGAGGACCCAGACCAUGACCACACUCCUCUCUCCUCACUGGAAUCAGAGGCAGAGGGUUAAAUCACACCACACAUUUCACUAGUGCGAAAGACUGCACAUCACUGUCUCCUGCAUGCCACAAGACUGUGUUGGCUCACUGAGCUAAAGCCUAGGCAUUAGCUAGCACAAGUCUUCUGGUGUCAGGCAAGGUUACUUAUCUCAUAAAUGUGGUUCACCAAAUCACCACUGUAACACUGUAAAUACAUUUUACUGCUGUUUACACAUGCAUUCAUCAAUUUGCUUAUUUAUUCUGGGAGCUACAAGAAGUCAAACUUGAAACGUAAUGGCUAAUAUGGUCUAUUGACUUAUUUUUCUAGGUUAUGAUACUGUUAGAUGUAUACAAAUCAGUAAUUUGCAAAUUAUACUGUAUUUAGGUACUGUAUAUUAUUUAUAUAUAUUUUUAUAGUUGAAAGGGAUUGUUUUAUGAGACAACAUGUCAAUGGCGUGAUCUGUGAAAUUGUAUUUGUAAAACAGUAUGUUUUAUAGGGCCUUGUGACAUUGGCUCUGGUGUUACCUGAUUAUAACACUUUCAAAAUCCUGUGUAGGACAUUUCAAACCAGGAGUAAUGUAUGGUUUGUGAAAAUGUGUACUUCCAGAACAUAUUUUAGAUAAAUGUUAUAUCUGAAAUGAGGUUGUUGAAUGAGGCAUUGAAUGUCCAAAGCAUUGUGCAUCUGUUAUUUUUUACCUGUGUCUGUAUUUUAAGAGUAUUAAAGAGUUUAGUUUUUACAUUUC
Molecule: messenger RNA, 4768 nt
Organism: Coregonus clupeaformis (lake whitefish)
Lineage: Eukaryota; Metazoa; Chordata; Actinopteri; Salmoniformes; Salmonidae
Gene: rpgrip1l
Product: RPGRIP1 like
Exons: 26
Coding region: 116-4057 (1313 amino acids)
Biological process (GO): retinal rod cell development; non-motile cilium assembly
Cellular component (GO): photoreceptor connecting cilium
Source: RefSeq, a predicted model, not a curated record